Molecule: messenger RNA, 753 nt
Organism: Symbiodinium sp. CCMP2456
Lineage: Eukaryota; Dinophyceae; Suessiales; Symbiodiniaceae
Source: the annotation of a GenBank genome assembly
AUGAAGCAUUGGCCAAACUGGCAACAAGUUGUGGCUGGGCUGGGCUUUGACGUGUCCGAGCACAUGGGCAAAAGCCGACAAGCAGUGGUGGCCAAAGGAGGGGAUGCCAGCGACUCUGAGCAGGAGCACUGGUUCUCAACCGAAGCGUUGUUAAGCCUUCUGGUUCACUGGAUGGCCGUCGCGCUUGAUGGCACUCGCAUCGGCAAGCCCGGAUUGGAAGUGGUCCUGAUGCCGGCCACAGACCUUGUGAACCUGCGACACUGCGUCCUCCCCCCACAGGCCAUCACGUUCUUCUAUCGUCAGCGACAUGAUCCUCUGCAAGAACGGGAGUGUCCCGAGCCGUGGCAAAUUGUUGCCAAGGAAGAGUCAAAAGAGAAGACUUGCAAGAAAGAGCCGGGGCAACUUGUUGCCAAGGAAGAGUCAAAAGAGAAGACUUGCAAGAAAGAGCCGGGGCAACUUGUUGCCAAGGAAGACUCAGAAGAGAAGCCUUGCAAGAAUAAACGAGACAAGCAAGCAUCAAAGGACGAUGAGAGCAAACGGUCCAGCAAACGUAUGCGUUUGACGUUGGAAGAGGUACAGCUCAUCUUAGACUCUCGCAGAGAACCGCACAUUACUACGAUGCUCAGGGGAGAGAUCGAGGCACUCAAGGCGAAGAUGGCGGCCAGGGACCGAAACAUCUACAAUCUCCUGGUGCAGCUUAAGGGAGAGUAUCAGGCCAAGAAUUUUCUCGAGUUGGGUGCAUUGAUGAAGUGA